This is a messenger RNA of Penicillium samsonianum, 387 nucleotides long. RefSeq lists its product as uncharacterized. The record is from RefSeq and is a predicted model, not a curated record. Bases 1 to 387 code for a protein of 128 amino acids. The transcript has a single exon. NCBI's taxonomy places the organism in Eukaryota, Fungi, Ascomycota, Eurotiomycetes, Eurotiales, Aspergillaceae.
AUGAACUUCAAACUAUCAAAUUCGGUUCUCGCAUUUAUCUUUUCCCUGAACAUCGCUGCUGUGGUGCAUGGAGCUACUACUGCCAGUAUGUCGAACUCUAGAUCCAAAAAUAAGUACCACAUUGUGGUCUACCAAAACGCCAGGUGUACCGGAGAGGCUAUUACAUACUCUGGUGACUCUGGGGAUUGCUUCGACGGAUUGGGCAGCGGCGGUUCGGGACUUCAACUCUUGGCAUUGGAGAAUGGCGGGAAGCUUGUCUUCUACGGUCAACCCGGAUGUCCAGAUAAUGAGCACGUCGCCGCCAGGUUCAUCCACGCAAAUCAGACUGGCCUUGGCUGCAAGCCGUUGAGCGGAAACCCCGUGUCAUUUAAGUUCUUGGGCGCCUAG